UUUUUCCUCUGUUCCUCACACGGCAAAUGACGUCAUCUUUUUCUAAAUAAAGUGAACGUUUGCUAUAAACCUAAAAAACUUUAAUUUAAACUAAGUUAAUUAAGUUAUUCCAUAAUAUUAUUAGUUUAUCAUGGCAGAUCCAAAAUACGAGAAUCUCCCAGGCAUAGCGUACGAUCAGCCCGAUGUUUAUGAAACGGGUGAUUUACCCGAGGCGGAUCAACCGGAGCCCUACGAAGAAGAAGAAAAUGAAUACAUCGAGCAACUACAUCUUUCUGUGAAGGAUUCAUUUAACAAGUUCAAAGGAAAAUUUCUCACAGGAAACGUUGAUUUUUCGGAUCGGUUAAGUAGGAAAACUCGCAUAGGUUACAGGGCUGGUGAAUGGGAGCUCGCUGCAGCGGGUGAACCUGAGUCAACUAUAGAACGAUACAACAGAUUGCGGUGUGAGUUCUCUGAACUGCUGGAACAGGUUACUGAGCAGCAGAACAAGGCCACUGAAAGUGAAAAGGAUGAACAUUCUAAGCUGGCGGUACAGAUCAACACAACUAAGAAACUUCUGGAAGAACUAAAACUUGAAGAAGGAGAGCUAAUUGAUCCAAAAGCUGAAAAAUUAAAAGAAUAUCUUAGUGCAAAUGGUAAAAAGAAACAAGGGGAGCUAGUCACCGCGCGCCUCAAGCUAAAACCAGAAGUUAACUUGGCACAGACUGCGAGAAUAGCACAGCUUGAACAUAGGUUACAUAAACUGGAACAAGCGGCUGGUGUCAGAGAUGAAGAGGCAUUUCGAAGACUCCAAGCUGCCACUGGAGAGGCAACCCUGUGCGGCGCAGCGGCAUCUCUCGCUAACCAAGCCACACUGUUGCGACCGGCAGAUUUAGCGGCCGCUGAAGCGAGGGUCACCUCUCUCCUCACUAAUGUUGAGGCUCUGAAGGCCGCCGUCCAACCUGCGGACCCUGAAGUUGAAGCCAAGGUGAAGGAAUUGUACAAACUAUUAAUACAAAUAGAUGGUGUAUCGCAUUCCGAAAUUUUGGAGCGAAUGGAGGCGCUCGAAGCUCUUCAUAAUCAAGCUAGCAACUUUGGCAAGUCCCUAACAGAACUAGAAACCUUACAGAGCACCAUAUCAAGUGGUGUUCAAAACAACAAGGAAUUACUUCAAGGUGUUCAAGAGGUCUUCGCUCACAACAUAGACAGCCUACAGAAAGAAAUUAAGAAGUUAGACGAAAGGAUCGCGAAACUUGCUUCAGCGUGAUGAUACAGAUUAUAUUAGGCGCGCUUUAAAUUUUUACUUUACUCUCAGGGUUGCUAUUUAAAAAAUAUAAGCACAGAUUAUACACUUGCUAGAUAUAAAAUGAAAUUGUAAUAAACAGAUUCUCAGUAUAGUAAAAUAAAAAAUAUUAGCAAUUUUGUGUCAUAAUCUAUUCAUACUGCUUGAAUCUACAAUUCUUUAUUUCUAGUUAAUUCAAAGAUGUUUCGUUGUAAUUUUAUUCCAGAGAAUUCGAAAAUUGAUAUAUUUUUCUGUUUUACUACCUAACUUGUAAUCACAAUCACACAUUACCAAGUGACUAACUACAAUUUUCAUAAUAUUAAAUACGAAUUAAUUUUCCUAUAAUUGAAUAUAAUUACAGUAUAUUCGAUAGCUAGGUUUAGGUACAUAGACUGCUUGAUUAAUUUAUUUAAAAAUAAAGCAAUUAUAUAGCAA
Maniola jurtina (meadow brown) is the source of this 1693-nucleotide messenger RNA. RefSeq names its product dynactin subunit 2 (gene DCTN2-p50). The record is from RefSeq and is a predicted model, not a curated record. Lineage: Eukaryota; Metazoa; Arthropoda; Insecta; Lepidoptera; Nymphalidae. Gene Ontology annotation, cellular component: centrosome; cytoplasm; dynactin complex. Bases 131 to 1243 code for a protein of 370 amino acids. Gene Ontology annotation, biological process: mitotic spindle organization. The transcript has 9 exons.